Scatophagus argus is the source of this 2201-nucleotide messenger RNA. RefSeq names its product UTP18 small subunit processome component (gene utp18). Gene Ontology annotation, cellular component: small-subunit processome; Pwp2p-containing subcomplex of 90S preribosome. Gene Ontology annotation, molecular function: protein binding. The coding region runs from base 181 to 1773 and encodes 530 amino acids. The record is from RefSeq and is a predicted model, not a curated record. Gene Ontology annotation, biological process: rRNA processing. The transcript has 13 exons. NCBI's taxonomy places the organism in Eukaryota, Metazoa, Chordata, Actinopteri, Scatophagidae.
CCGGGUUCAGAGGUUACCGUUCCGGAAGUAAAAGAAGAAAACAGUGGCGUCCACAUGGGAAACGUUAGCUGCCGAAUGCAAAUGAAAACACACAGUUUGACUGUAUAUCAUUAAUGUACACUGGGCGUUUAAUUCUGCAGUUUUCUGUUAAGGGUUUGGUUUCGUUGACCUGUAAAAAACAUGGAGGACCUAAACGUUAUCAAGCUGCCGGUGACGGAGGAAAGAGCACCGGCCAAGAAGAGGAGUCUGCCACCGAAGUUUGACCCCGCUGUAGAGGAACAAACACGGCAGAAAAACGCGAAGAGGCUGGCAGUGCUGGGAGAGGAAGACAACUCGGUGAGGCUGCUGGAGGAGCUGGUGUUCGGAGGGGAGGACGAGCUGCUGGAGAGACUCGUGGAGGAGGAUGAGGAGCAGAGUGGAGCUUUAUUGGUGGAGGACGAAGUCAAGGUGUCGAGCGAAUCUGAGGCCGAGGACGAAGCUCGUCCGCAGCUCCAGCCAAUCAGAGAAGCUGCUUGGGUGGAUGAGGAUGAUGAGCUGGAGGAAGAGGUGGACAUGAAGCAUCGUUUCCGUAGAGACCUGGUCAGAGGAGAGACGGAGUCCACCAUGUCCAAACAGAAACUACAGCAGAGGAUGAGAGAACAGUUUCAGAAGUCGAUGGGAGGGACUCCGUCGUGGGCUGAGAGCAACAGGACGAAGAAGAAGAGGAAGAAAGCUGUUGAUGAAGAUGAGGAUGAAGAUGAGGACGAUGAGCUGCUGAGGAGGACAGGAAACUUUGUUGCAUCUUCAGACAGUCUGCCCAGCGGCAUCCUGAGGAUGAAGAAAUGUCUUCAUGCUAACAGCGCCCGGCCAUCAGAGGACAGGCUUACCACCGUCCAGUUCCACCCCUCCGCUCAGGUCGUCAUGACAGCCGGCCUCGACCAGUCGCUCUGCCUCUUCCAGGUGGACGGGAAGACGAACCCGAAGAUCCAGAGCGUCCACCUGGAGCGGUUCCCCGUCCACAGAGCUCAGUUCAGCCGGGACGGAGAGAUGGUGAUCGCAACCAGUCUGAAGAACAAGAUGUUCUACCUGUACGACAUGAUGGAGGGCCGAGUCACACCUGUCCAUGCUGUCAGAGGUCUGAAUGAAGCCAGAGUGAAAGAGUUUUCAGUGUGUCCUGAAGGAGGCGCUCUGCUGCUCUCUGGGACCAACGGGUACCUGCACCUCCUCACACUCAAGACUAAGGAGGUGGUUCGCAGUAUGAAGAUAAACGGUAACGUUUGCGGCGUCGCCUUCUCCCACAACGGAAGCAAAAUCUUCGCCAACUCAGAGGAGGGGGAGGUGUAUGUGUGGGACAUGCGCAGCAGUCGGUGUGUCAACAGGUUCGCAGAUGACGGCUGUGUGAAGGGGACGUCCAUCGCCGCCUCACCAAAUGGACAGUACCUCGCCUGCGGCUCUCUGUCGGGCGUGGUUAACGUCUACUCCCAGGAGGAGUGUCUUAAUUCAGCCAAUCCCAAGCCUCUGAAAGCAGUGAAGAACCUGCUGACCUCAGCGACCUGUCUCACCUUUAACCCGUCGUCUGAGAUCCUGGCCGUGGCCUCCCGAGCUGAGGACGAGGCCGUGCGACUGGUCCACCUGCCCAGCCUCACCGUCUUCUCCAACUUCCCCGUCUCUAAGAAGAAGAUUGUUUAUCGAGCCAGCUGCCUCGACUUCUCCCCACACAGCGGCUUCUUCUCAUUGGCUAACAACAAAGGACACGCCCCUCUCUUCAGGUUACUGCACUACAAAGACUUCUGAAGAGGAACUCCGACAUCAGGACACAAACACCUGACUGUCAGGUGAAAGUGGGCUGAUGUAUUUAAAGGAGCAGUCUGCAUUUCUGUCACGUCUCAGCUGCCUGCUCCCUCGAUGUGCUGUGUGCUCUCAUCAUUUUCUACAGCAUCAUAAAUGUCAGAGGUUUGUCCUCCAGUGCACAAGAAACUGUUCAAAACCUUUGACCAAAUAUCAGUUUCAUGUCAGUUGCUCAGAAGAAAAUAAAAAUUUGGAAAAUGAUCAGCAAGACAGACUUUCGACAGGAUUUGUAGCUGUUGAGGCUAAAACAUGAAAAAUCCCAGUGGAGUCUGGCACAGACUGAACUCGGGUCCGACUCACCUGAUGACCUGCUGUCUGUGCCCACCUGUUUGUUGUCUGUGUGAAAUGAAUUUAUAAAAGAUCAGUUCAACAUG